AUGAAAUCAUUCGUCAAUGAGAUCACAUACAAUGAUCCGCCCAUACAUACUCUGAUUCAGCUGCACAAAAAGUACCCAAAUCCAUACGCGACGCAUGUCGUCUCGGUCGACACGGUGGAACGGUCAUUAGACCCGUCUGGGCUGAUAAGGACCGAGCGGGUCAUAGGUGUCAAGCAAAGCGCGCCGGGAUGGAUAGCCAAGCUCUUUGCGCUGCCGCCAAUAGCAUAUGUCCGGGAGGUGGUCUUUAUCGACCCAGACGCCCCGAGCGCAACCAUGAUGAGUAUGAACCUUGACUUGGCGCAAUACGUAUCCUGUCUCGAACGCAUAACCUAUACGCCGACGGAAGAAGGCAAUACGCUGUUCCACCAGCGAGCCGCACUCAUCUCGGCCUUCCCAACAGCGAUGAUUGCUCGGAGAAUAGAAAAGGCGAGCGUGGACCGGUUCCGCUCCAACGCAGAUACAGGGCGGAAAGGGUUCGAAUGGGUAUUGGCCCAGGGGUACAAACGGGAUAGUGACAGGGACGCUGCUUGA
This is a messenger RNA of Dioszegia hungarica, 531 nucleotides long. Its product is annotated as mitochondrion protein. Bases 1 to 531 code for a protein of 176 amino acids. NCBI's taxonomy places the organism in Eukaryota, Fungi, Basidiomycota, Tremellomycetes, Tremellales, Bulleribasidiaceae. Gene Ontology annotation, biological process: phospholipid transport. Gene Ontology annotation, cellular component: mitochondrial intermembrane space. The transcript is spliced from 4 exons. The record is from RefSeq and is a predicted model, not a curated record. Gene Ontology annotation, molecular function: phosphatidic acid transfer activity.